This is a messenger RNA of Lachancea fermentati, 2346 nucleotides long. NCBI's taxonomy places the organism in Eukaryota, Fungi, Ascomycota, Saccharomycetes, Saccharomycetales, Saccharomycetaceae. The record is from the annotation of a GenBank genome assembly.
AUGGAUUUGGUAGAUCCCUGGAGGGACUCGAAAACUGAAAAUGCUCCCGGUAAUGCUACAUUGGAUCCUAAGUCGCAAAGCGUUCGCGAAACUAUAGCAGCGCUCUCAAAUCAAGAAGACAUUUUCGCGCAGCUAGCGUGGCUCACGUCGAAGGAGGACUCCAACGUCGAAAACUAUCGGGAACUUUUGCGUGGCGUACCCGACAUCAAUGACGUCCAUACUACGGGAGUUUCUCUUCUUAUUUACGCAAUCUUAUUCGAUCACCCAGUGUACAUCGAGGUUCUUCACGCACAUGGUGGACUUGACGCCAAUGCUCCGGACACUAUAGUGGGCUACACGCCGCUCAUGUGGUGCAUGCACUUGAAUCGACAGCAAUGCUGCGUCGAGCUUCUGAACUUCUCAGAACAAUUGGAUUUCAAUUACAAGAACCGCAAUGGCUCCACAGCGCUUGACUUAAUUGUACCCGGCACUCCGAUGUACGAGUUCGCAGAAGAACACGAACUAUUUCAAGUGGCCAAUCACGACUCAGUACAUGAUAUCUUCGAAGCGCCUGCAUCCACUAUAUUAACUGAUGAUGUAGAUCACACAAUGGAUCAGAUUGAUCUUCAAACGGCGGGCCUGACUAUAGACGACACUGAAGCCUUCAAGACAAAGGACUCUGUUGAAUUUCAGCCCGACUUUUCCGGGGAAAUCCGUGAUGAAUCACGCUUCUUUGAUUUCGACCAAACAUUGCAAAACCAGUACAUUGAGUUCGCCGAUUACGAUAUCCCUAAAAUACUGGAUUUGAUUGUGUCCCUACCUACAAAAUUGCCUCAUAGACCAAAUGUUCCAGCUGCUAUCAUCUUUCAAUGUAUCAGGUAUGCAGACCAGAAAAAAGAAAGCGAUUCGCUUGUCGAGUCCAUGUUCCGUCUCUCCCUCACGAAAAUUAUGGCCUCCGCUAGUACAGCUACGGGAGGAGUACUCAGUAACGAGACUGGCGACGUGGUUUUACAAUCUUACUGGCUAUCUGCACUCAAUUUUCUUUACUAUUAUCUAUAUCGGCAAGAGGGCUUUUUCAAACGAUACCCCACCACCUUACAGGAGAUCAUUGACGACCUUCGCACACUGAUGGUCGAAUUAAUUUCCUCCAUUCAUACCCGAGUUCUUGCCCUUGUUGAUACAACCAUUUUAGAAUAUACGACUAUUGCACAAGUCAAGCAAACAUUAUACAAAAAAGAUUGGAACCUUUUCAAAAGAAGAAAGCAAAGUCAUUUGAAGGGGACCCACACAGAUAGUUAUGACGAGAUUUUGAAGAUGUUGUAUCCACCAUCUUUAGAAGAACAGAUGAAGCCCUCGCCUCUAAAAAUUGUGCAAAUAUUUGGUGCACUAUCCUAUGUUUUGGACCUUCAUCAAAUUCACCCACUUGUUGCACAACAAUGCCUAUCGUUGGCAAUCAAGUGGUUUUCCAGUUCAUUAUUUAACAAGAUUAUGAGCAACAAAAAAAAGUGUUUAUCAAGGGCCCAUGCAGUGCAAAUUAGACUGAACAUAUCAGUUAUUCAAGACUGGAUUAAAAAUCAUGAUUUUACUGUACCUCCUCCCAAAAUGAUUGAUGAUUUUAUGUGGGAAAGAUUCCCCUACACUUUGAUACAUAAUGUCGGAGAAAUCGAUUUGUCUUCGAAAUCACCAGAUCUAAGAAACAUUGCAACUUAUAAGCCAUUGAAAACUGAUCAUACAGAAGAUACUUCAAAUUCGCUUUUUUAUUACCAAUCAUUUCAUCAUAUUUCUCAAAUUCAUAUGGAAUCUCUGCUGCAACUUCUGCAGUGGCUCCAAGUGGCUACUUCCCUUGAGGACGAGGAAAGUCUAGAUUCAACUUUAUCAUUAUUGAAUAAAUUAUCACCACUUCAAUUGCUGAAGUCUAUAGGGAAAUACCGCUACGAAGUUGACGAAUCGAAGUUCAACUCAGCGCUAAAAAAGAAAUUAUCUGCUAUGUGCAAAAAUAGUGUCGACAGUGAUCAAUAUCUUCCUGAAAAAGUCCUACCCUUGCUUGCGUUACCUACAGUUGCCGAACUGAUCGACAAUUAUUCUAGCUGCGAAGAUAGUUACGAAUUGUUACCCUUUUUGCCAGUCGAUGUGCAAGAUGAUGUUGAUGAAAUUCACGAACAGAACUUCAAACAGCGUCAAAUGGAGCACGAGAGAACUCAAAAUGAGAUCGAAGACGCGGAGAAGGAUACUGAUGAAGAAAAUGAUGAUAGAGCAUUUGAGGACGAUGCAGGCGACGAGCUUUUUAAGCAGCUUAAUGCACCUUCUGUGGCAGCUCAAAAGCCACUAUGGGCGAUUAACAGUGACAUCGAAGCGAAUCCUUGGUGA